Molecule: messenger RNA, 11220 nt
Organism: Coturnix japonica (Japanese quail)
Lineage: Eukaryota; Metazoa; Chordata; Aves; Galliformes; Phasianidae
Source: RefSeq, a predicted model, not a curated record
GAUUGAGUAACAGAUGUUUAAAUUAAACAAUGCUGAAGGUUUACUAAGUUAAGAAUUUACAGAUUGUUCCAGUCCAUUUAUUUUAACAAUGCAUUGAAACACUGCAGUGCAUCUCAGGCAAACAGCUCCCACUCCCUGCGACAGAAAGCAGCCAUUUUAGAAACCUACCGUUCAUAUUCAAUAGGCUGAAACUGUUACAGGCUCUUUGCUUUUUGUAGCUAAACAAACUGAAUUUAUCAUGCUAAAAAACAGUCAAUAUGGCCUUCAGUAUACCUGGCAAUGUUUCGGUUAUGAACUUACAAAUACUUGCAUUGAAGAUAGUUACUUGCAAAUUAUUUUGCCUUAGUAUGAGAAAAUCUCCUUGAAAUAAUGCAAACUUUGUUAGUCCUUGUUAGUCUAGUGAAUGAAAAAUGGCAGUGUUAAAUCAAGGCUAAAAAGAGACUGUUACGAUAAUAAGUCAAGUAUGUGGUACAGGGAAAUUUCACUCUGAGAGAGCUUGGAUUCAGGGCUUCCCCUUGUUGCUGAUGAGCUAAGAAUUUCAGUCACGGUAAGUGCUCUCUAGAGAGGUUGUUACAUGAGAUAUCAGAACCAACCUUGAAUAUGUUUGAUGUUCUUGUACAUGAUGGUUUAUUUUUUUUCCUGAUAGUGUUGGUAUGUCAUCCAUGCGUGUAGAGAAAAUAGAAUGUUUAAAUACUUGUAUUUCUUGCAGCUUCUAUUUUAGGAAGACCAAAUUUUGGAUAUUAACACUGCAGCCUUGAUAAAGAUUGAACAAUUAUGGCAGCACGUAACAGCACUAUAACUUAUAUUACAGUAACGUGUAAAACUGAAGUGGAAUUUGUUUGUAUUUGUAAUGGAAGAGAGCUCAGUGUUAAUUUAAAGUCUGCCCAGCUAUGUCUGUGGCAUUGAAUCAUGCAUAAUAUCUCAUUUUCCAGAUAGGUACAGCUGUUCAUCCUUUGUUUUCUCACCAUGCUUCUUUAGUUUUGAAAGUCCUUUUGCUAGCAAACAUUACUCCCCUUUCUACUUAGGCAUCCAUGUACCUUAAACAAAGGAAUACACACAGCUUUUUGCCUCUGUGAUAGAAACAGUAGAGGGAGUGCAAGAACACCGUUUUUGUGCAGGUCCUGUAAACAUUGGUGCUUUAUCCCUCACUCCUUAAAAAAAAAAGAACUUUUAAAAGACAUUCUUCAAAUGUCCAACCACUGAAAAUGCUGUACCCUGUUUCCUAGUGAAUGGAAAACAUGCACUUUACUGUAUACUCUGAAGUUGAUUUUGUGUCAGCAGGAAAAACCACUUUCACCUCCGUAGAGAUCUUUGUCAUUGAAUUCAGCUGUGAGACAGGAGCUGUCAUCUCUGGGAUUCCUGGACAAAUGCUGCUUUUGCCAGUAUUACAUUUGGGUCUGUGGGACAGUGCCUGGGCAGGGGAUGCAGAGCCUCUCCUGAUCAGAGCUCCGAGCACAGAGCGGCUGCAGGCAGUGACAGGGCUGAUUGCUCAGCGUGCCUCACUUGUUUUAUGGAGUUUAGCAGAGCUACUUCAUUUCUCCCCAAAAAGACGUGUGGUAUUUGAGAGCGUGGAAUAGGAAAUGCACUCCAGUGCUGCUUCCUGCCUUCUAGAGAGAUAAUCUAGACUAAAUGCAGUUUAAAACCACAGAAAGAAGGAAACUCAGAAUUCAGCCUCACAAAGUCCGUCUUCCUUCACAAACCUGGGCACUGGCAAGUGUGUGCACAUGGCAGCGGGUAUUGGGGCUUAAGCUACAAGUUGAACUGCCUCCUGUUCAAUACAAAAGGUUUUAUUUACUGACCAUGAAAUAAAUCGUUUUAUUCCCUAACUUUUCCCUUUGGACUCUUUUCUGAACUUCUGCAGGUAUUCUAUUGCACUUUCUUGACACUAACUCAUUUUUAUGCUCUGAAUCCUUGUUUAAAAAUAUAAAAUAAGUCUGAAAAAAGAUUUGUGCCAUUCAUUUACAUUUUAAGGCACAGUAGAUUGAAUGAUUUACAAGAAAUGUUGCUUUGGCACUUGAUAACUGAAUUUGACCACUAAAAGUCUUACCUUGCCUCCAGGAAAGUGGCAGAUAAAGGGCCAGAUUUCACUCUGACAGCUGCUGGCACAGGACAGGUUGAUUCCUAGUAAAACUGAGAAGAGAGUUUGAUAGAAAGUACAGUUGUACAUGUGCUUAUUUUUAUUGACUAACUGCCCAAAAGCAUUGUGUCCAAGAACUUUAAAAUCCCCAUUUUCUCUCUCAUAGGAAUACCCUCCAUCCAGACUAUUCAGUAUGUGGAAAGAAGACAGCCACAGCUGACGCAGUUUUCAGUUCUAGCUCUAUCAGAAUCUGAAUAAAAGGAUUUGCCAGAUGCCAUUCUAAUGUGGUUCCUCUCUGAAUACUCUUGGCAGGUAGGUAAGAACUGGGUUGGUUGAAUUCCUGAGAUAGCAACAAUUUUGAGGGUUAACACUCAGCAAGCCCUUUCAUUUUAGCUUUGUUUAUUUUGCUUGUUAAAAAGUAUUUUUCUGUAUGUUUCCAUUUGCACCUUACUGAUUUUUAGAUAACUGAAUGUUGCAAUGAAGUGAAGAAAUCAUUUUGUGACCAAGAGUUUAUCCAGUUGAUCUGAGCUAAUAAAUGACUUCAACAGAUCAAAUUCCUCCCUGGUGUGCACGGUGACAAUUUGCACUUUUCUGGUCUGGUCCUGAAAGCUGUUGUGCUGCACCAAACUGCCAUGACUAAUGUAGGAAUGGAGCCAAACGGUGCCACAUUGCCUUUUUAGCAAUUAGCAAUUAGCAGCAAAGAGAUGAUUUAUGUAUGUGAUCUUUUUGGAUGCAUUACAGGCCUAAGCAGACUGAGCCAGAUUAGUUCUGCCAAAACUCUUUUGAGUUAGAAAUACCCCACAGUUUUAGCAGAGGGUAUUUAGCAGAGGGUAUAUACUAAGUUCCUGCAGCACAUGACAAGUCUUUGCUUUUUAAAACCUGAGUAUCUGUAAGUGACCGCCAUCAUUCUUUCUUGGUGAACUGUAAAGCGUACCAUGUUAAAUAUCAGGUGAAAGAGAAAACUGCUUAUGUGAGCCACUGGGAUGCACUUUGGGUGAUAUAAUGCCAUAACAUCACACUGAAAUUAGCUUCUGUCUUUGCAUAGCAAUAGAAGCGUUCAAUAUAGGCUCCCUUCUGAGUCUUUAGGUGGGAUCCUACACAGGGUGGAGGAACAAAGACAGCAGUAAAAUCAUUGAAUCUAAUCCUCAGUGAGGCUUCUUUCAAGUUCAAAGAUCUUUUCAUAGGUCAUCUCUAUUCUGAGGGCUGCUAAUUUGGAUCUCAGCCAUUGUGAGUUUUCUUCUGACCCUACCUGCAGAGGCAUAUUUACAGCCCCUGUGAACGUUAACAUUUCUGCAUGUCUCCUAGAAAAAUGUGUUCUUAAUCUCCUGCUGAAUUCUUACAUGAGAACACACUGAAGUCUGGCACCACCACCAGUUAUUUUCCAGUAAAAAACCACCUUAUAGCAGUUGCAUAUGCUUUCAAUUUUUAAGGUAUUUAGUAAUGUUUUCACCUCUAAUUAGCAGAAAUUUCUGGGUUUGGCUCUUUCAUUCCCCCGGGAACCAAGAGUUUGGUUUUGCCAAUUGCCGGCUCAUUACAGGAUUCCAUUCCUCGUGUUAAAUGUUGCUUUUCAAGUUCUGAAUGAACUUGGAACUCAGACCAGCAGCAACCGAGUUCCUGGAAAAUACUGAACCGAAUGAAACUGUCGUGAAAAGAACAUUCAAGCUUAGAAAACAAUAGCAGAGAAAUCUUGAGUAAGGAUUGCUAUUUUCAGCCGUUUCUUUUCUGUCUCAGGAAAUAUCAGUUACAUACAGGUGCUUAUUAGUAAAUAGUUACCCGUGUUGGUGGCUGGAAGGCAUGAAGUGCGGGUUAUCCCUGUGGUUCAGACUGUGAUUCUUUCAUCUGCUACCUGACAACCAAAAUGCCAAUUCCUGCUGUAAAUAGAGCAAACAGAAAGUUAUAUGUGAUGCACUUUGAAUCAGCAGAGAUAUUGAAUGACAGAAAUUGGGGUUUACAGUGGAAAAUCAGUUGCUUUUAAUGACAGCAGCCCCACUGGCGCCACAAAUAAAGUUCUCCAAAAGCAGCAGAGAGGCUCAGGGUUUGGAUGUAGUAUGCUGUAAGAGAGCCCUGACAUGGACUUGCAUUGUCUCACUUGGCUUUACGACUGUAACCUCAACACUGCAUUCUUUCCACUGGCCAUUAUGUGUUCUCUGCAAUUUAAACAGCGAGGCCACAGAGCUAAUGGAAAUCAGCGUUGUUGUGAUUAUUUUGGAGAAGCUGCACUCUUUACAUUUGAUAUCCAGAUCUGCAGUUGUAGUAUUUCUACUACCAAGCCACAAAAAUAGUGAAAAUCUCUUUUCAGAGAGGAAAUAUUUUAAGAAUGCCUCACUCCCCGCACACAUAGAGAUCCAUGUUACUCCAGGGCAGUUUACACCUGGUGAAGUGUAAUGUGCAGUAUACAGGCUUGAAUGUUAGCACUGCUGACAGGCUGGGCAUGAGCUGCAGCUGUAACAGAAGAGCUGCCCUGUGCCUGUUUUGCUGUCUCAUCCACAGAGACAUUUCCUGAGCACUUCAUGCCCCAUUCACUUGCAGUGGGGUUUCAGUGCCCAGUUUGUGAUGCAGAUGUCCAACAAGAAGUCUUAAGGUUUGGUUUCUUGGCUGAAUAAUGAAGACACUGCUGGGAACUUUUAUGUGAUGAUCUGAUUUUGGAGUCCCGUCACUGGCAGAGCUGCCAGUUGAUGUCCAACAGGAUUCCUGUUGAAUCACGGAAGCAUUAAUUCUUGCUUCUGUCUGUUCAGAACACAGACCUGCCUGCUUUCUCCCACUUCCAACUUUCCUCUUUCAUUCAUGUGUUUAAAACAUCUUUUGAUUUCUCUUUCAUAUUUUUCUUUAAAGGAAUCUUCUUUUGUCUUGUUCUGCCCCUGUCCACUAUACUAUUCUAAACAUCUCUAGGAUGAAGGUGCUCUUAUUAACAACAUUAGUUAACUACUGGCAGUGUUAUGGCACAGUUGGGGCUUUCACUCUUUCCGCCAUUCCUCUCAUUAAGGAGAAUUAAUGAAGACACUGUUAAAGAAAUGUAUUUCCAUUUUCUCUUUCCGCUAAUUAGUCCCACUCAAAUAUGCUGCAAUUUCUGAUACUGGUGUUAUUUCUCUAACUCUCUGUACCAAUGAACUGAGCUAUCAAUAGAACAUCCAUUCUUUGCCAACUGCUUUAUAGUUGAAAAUGUUGACUCUUAGCUUGUUUCUUCAUGUUACAUCCAGGACAUUGGAAGAGCUCUUUGGCAAACUCCUGCCGGGCUCAGCUCCCAUUCCCUGACUUCUCUCCAGAGCAGUAAGAAUGGAAAUAAGCAGCUCAGAAUUUUCCAGUUUAGAUCAGGCUGUGAGUGUGUGUGUUAAAGGAAACAGAAGCACAACCACAAGCACAGCGCAGGCCCUUGAUGGCUGCAGCAGAAAGCAGAACUUUGCCUGGUGAAGCUGCUAAAGCUGUCCCCCAUCAGCUGCAGAUGUCCAUGCCCAACACUUCUCCUGCUGCAGAUGCAGUGACACAGGUGUGCCACCAACAAGUCCCUGCUGUCACAGAUCUGUGUGACUCAGUGGCCUAAAAGCAGUUUCAGUUGUCUCUUCAUGAUGCUUUCACACUCAAGUAGUGCUGUGAAUAGGAAACUACCCGGGACACCAUGGUGGAGAGAAGCCCUUCUUUUCUUUACUCUCCUUCAAUGGGUUCCUUGGCUUCUGUUGUGGAGCUGCUUUGUUGAAGUACUGAGAUCAGAGAAUUGGUGAAAAUGUUCAUUUUAAUGGGUGCUUUUUUUUCCCCCCCUGACAAACCCUUAAGAGAUACUCCAGAAUGCCAUCACUGGGGGGAGGGGAAACCCUGCAUACUGAGGAGCUGAGGGUUAGACUCACUGCGCUACAGAGAAUAUGAGCUGGGAAAAUGUAGAAGCAGAGAAGGGGAUAAAGGAAAAAAAGAUUGAUUCCUGAUGUGUCUUUGAGGAGCACAGUCCAACUCUUAGAGGAGUUAGUGGGAAUCUUUCCAGCUCUUUCAUGUGAGUGGGGCUGGGUCCUGGCAACGACACCACCACAGCACAGAGCUGAAGCUGGCUGCAUGCCGGCCACACUGCAGGUAAAGGAUUGAGCUGUGGCAAAGCUCUCACAUGUAAUAAGGACAAGAAAAAACUGUGCAGCUCUUCAUGUUUUCAUUUGAAAAUCUUGAGGAUGAAAUGCUGGAAUCUUAUGACUCUACUGUACUCCUCUCUCAUGGUGGUUAAAGUCAGGAUGGUGAUAGCAGAGAAGAUAAAGAGUGGACUGGGCUCUCAUUCCUAAAAGGACAAGACUCAAGUUAUAAAUACUCCUUCAUGAGCUUCUUGUCUCAGAUGUAUAAGUGAUCGUUGUCCUUAAAUAGUAACACGGUGAGCUGCGGUGUGAGCUCUGCUAGGAAUGGCUCUGCAGUGAAAUGAUGCUGCAGGGGUCGGUCCCUCUGAGCCACAUCCUGUUUUCGGUUAACUGAUCUCAUAUGGGGGAAAUUUGUCAGAGGAAAUAUCUCUAGUUUGGAAAGUACCAAAAACUUCUUUCUUGUUUCUCUGUGUAAUUCAGCACCUAUGGAGAUAGAGCUGUCAUAUUUUCGAGAACUCUUGAGGUAGAAGCAGAGGAGCAAUCUGGCAGCAUGGAUGGAUGGCCUGAAGGGUGACAGCACACAGUGUCACUUCAGCCCCAAACCCCAACUCCCCAUCGGUGUGGCAGCAAUCUUUCUGCAAUGAUCAACUUCCCAAGUCCUGACAAUUGCCACAUCCAGAACUGCCUUUAAAACCUCCUGAAAACUGAGCUCACUUCCUGGCAGAAAUGCUCCGGGACAGAUAACUUGCCAUGGCUUCUCACAGCACAUUAUAAAGCAAUGGCAGCAAACAUCUCCAGCCAUACAACCUAUGGUUGAUCAAGGUGUCCACACAGGUUCUUAGCUCUGUACUGAGAGCACCUACAAAUCUACAUGUAGCACAGAGUAGAGAGAAAGAAGUGGAGAUGAAGAGACGUUGCAUGUGAUUCUGCAUCAAUCUAUAAGGCAACCCUUCUGCUCCUGCAGGGUACAAACGUUGUUGCUUUUACAUGAGGAUGCCACGUGCAUUUUUUCUGCGUAGUGCAGAGGUUUAUAAUAGUUCCCGUUGUCUGUGGAGCUGCCUUGUUCCCAGAAGCUCCAUCCUUCCCACCUGCGAUUUAAUACAGCCCGAAUCAGUUUGGCUUUGUGUUUGGUUAUUGGUAAUUGUGGCAGGAGGGCAAUCAGCCCACGUGGUGUGUGUGGCACUGUUAUCUGAGCAAACACAGCCCAGAAGCUAUCAGUGAUAACCAAGUAAGGUGAUGUGCUGCUGCACUGUACUUGGCAGUGAACACCUGUGAGUGCUCCAGAGUGACAAGGCAAUGGAAGCAGCCAGGACACGAUCUCUUUAGUUUUGGUUUCUGCUGGGACUCCCCCACAGCUGUAUUCCCCACAUUUCUUUCACCGGGAAGAACGAACAGAUUUGCAUCUGAAAUGCUCUUCUUACCGAUCCCUGGGCGCUGUGGUUGCAGCACAUGAUUUCACAGCAAAUCUGCCUUAUCCUGAGACUGAAACUUCAACUCCCAAAGACCCCGCUGAGCUGCGCGCACCCCGGCAGCGCGUGCACGCGCAGGGGGCGGUUUUCUCUCCGAUGAUGCUCUGGACCCCCUGAGGUUCUGAGUGACCCGGGCAGCACCGCACCGACCUCGGCAUGUAACCGCAUCACUGCGCUCUGUUAUCCGCCGGCUCGCCGAGCCCUGCGCCGCCGCUCCCACCUCCUGGAGCCGGACCCGCCCCCAGCGGUGCUGCCCGAGGCCGCUCCUCCUCUCCCCGCGGCGCUUUGCCGCUCCGUGCCGCCUCGGCGAGCAGUUCACUUCAGAUGGCUGAGCAGACAAGAGGCCUGCAGGACAUCCCCAGCUCUUCUCCUGAUGAAAACGAGUUUCCCUUUGGAUAUCCCACUAGCAUUUGUGAAGAUGUGCCCGAACAGAAGUACCUGUGCAGCAACUGCAAUAAUGUCCUGAAGAAAGCCCUGCAGACUCUCUGUGGGCACAGAUAUUGCACUGCCUGCCUGUCCUGGAUUGUCAGGAACAAUAAAAAUCCAGUUUGCCAGAAGUGUAAAGAGGAGGAUCCCAACACUCUGAGUGAAGGAAGCCUAUUGGCAGAGGAAAGGGCCUUUGGGGAUGCUGCCAUUAACAAGGAGAUUUCUGAGCUCAGAGUGCACUGUGUCACCCUUGGAUGCAGCUGGUGUGGUACCAUGAAAAAUUUUGAAGAGCAUCAGGUUCUGUGUGAAUACGCUUUGAUCCCUUGUCACACUGGCUGCGGGCACAUGGUGAUGAGGAAGAAACUUGCAGAUCACUUGGAAAACGGAUGUGUUAAUAAUGUGGCCGUGUGUCACAAGUGUAAGCAGAGCUUCUCCAGCAGUGAGUACCAAAAACAUUCGUGUGAAGGUGAUUUAUAUAGAGAGCAGAAGCACGUGCAAGCAGAAACACCAUCAAAUGAAAAGCAGAACCAUUCUGGUCUCUCCAUCAGCACGGAUGGAUGUCGGUUUUCUGAGGUUGGCUGUUCUUUUGGGGGCAGCAAAGAGAAGAUAAAGGAGCAUGAAAAAGCCGCAGUUGGGACUCACAUGCUGCUUCUGCUGCAGUACAUAAAGCAACUGAAGGCAAACCUGUGCACCACUAGAGCUGCAAAUGGUUUCAUCCCACAGACAGAGCUGAACGUGAACGGUGCAGAGAAAAGCAUCUCUGAGCUAUGCAUCCCAGGCAGUCUGCAAAUCAAUGGGGGGCUGGAAAUGGACUGUUUAACAAGAACUUCUGUUCCCAGAGAUGAAUCUAUUGUACAGCAGCUAGUGAGGGAGAAGGUGAUUUCUGAGCUUGAAAAUAAGCUACAUGUCUUUGAGAAUAUUGUGGCAGUGCUCAAUAAGGAAGUGGAGACCUCCAACUUGGAAAUCACAGCCUUUCGGAGACAGAGUGAACUUGAUCAAAAUAUAAUACGAGGCCUUGAACGUAAGAUUGCAGAGUUGCACCGCUGCCUGAGCCAGAAGGACGCAGGCCUGAGCAGGCUUCAUAAGAGCCUUGUGUUCUCCGAGCAAACUUCCUACGAUGGGGUCUUUUUGUGGAAGAUAACAGAUGUCAGCCAGAAGCUACAGGACUCAGUGACGGGAAGAGCAGUCAGUUUGUACUCACCAGCGUUCUACACUGCAAAGUAUGGCUACAAGGUGUGCCUGAGGAUUUAUCUCAAUGGAGAUGGGAUGGGAAAAGGAACCCAUGUUUCACUCUUCUUUGUUGUCAUGAAAGGAGACUACGAUGCCCUGCUCCCGUGGCCUUUCAGGCACAAGGUUACAUUUAUGUUGCUCGACCAAAACAACAGGGAACAUAUUAUUGAUGCCUUUCGCCCGGACUUGACUUCUGCAUCCUUCCAGAGACCAGUGAGCGACAUGAAUGUUGCCAGUGGGUGUCCCACCUUCCUCCCCCUGACCAAACUGCAGUCACCAAAGCACGCCUAUGUGAAAGAAGAUACGCUUUUCCUUAAAUGCAUCAUAGAUACAAAUUAGUAACUUCUGUAACAUGAGGGUCUGGUAAAUCACCCUCUGCAAUCCGUUUGCUUGCAAGAAAAGAAACAUCAGCUUGAGACAUUGGUCUGGAGAGCUGGGCCUGUGUCCCCCUGCACUGAGCGGUAUCAGCUGGGUCUGCCUGCUUGCUGUGGUUGCUGCUGGGUAUGCAGAUACAUAGAGCAUGCUAUUGCACACAGGGGCUGUGAUUAUGUCACUGAGCAACCCAAGCUCUGCUUUAAAUGCAGCUCACAGCUGCUCCCCUCCAUGUGCACUGGUGGGACAAGGUGAGCUCCUUCCCCACAUUGCCCAGGUGAGCUGUUCUGGGGCUGAGUGUGGUGUGCUGCAGGGCUGCAGGGCUCUGCACACCCUCAGGAGCAGCAAGGAGCGCUGCUCCCUCUCCCACCAUUCCCAGGUCUGAUGUACCUGUUUUGCUGCCUGCACUGUGGGACUUGUGCUGCUCCCCAGCAAGGAUGGGGCAGAUCCCUCCUGUAGGCCCUGGGUGGGUGUCUGUGCUGUUUGAGCACCCUGAAAGCUGUGAGCUGCGGGUAGCACUGGCAGCUUGAAAUCCUUAUCCUGGAUGAUUUAUGUCUUGCUAUUUAUUUCAGGCCUAUAUUUAUGUGCUCCUUACAGAGGUGCUCUCUCUUCAAAUGCUGGAUUUUAUCCCCUUGAAAAGCACUAAACCCAGUGCUCUCCAUUUGCUGCUUCAGAACCAGUUGAUGGGUCAUUGCAGCUGGGCUGGGUUUGAUUGCAGCAGUUGCUGGACUCCCAGCAGGUCAAUGCCUGCAGUGCAGCUGCUGCUCCUGGCCUGCAAGGCCCUCUGCAGGAUGGGUGCAAGUGUAGGAUGCAGACCCAAGGCCUGAUCUUGCAGACAGAGGCAGGUGUUUAUUUAUGAUUGAAAAGCUUUUAUGUAACUAUAUUCCUUUUUUUUUCUCUGCAAUAUGGCCCAAGAAAACAAAGCUGGCAGGAGAAACUGUGCAUGGAACAACCAUGGGGGACAGUGGCUGCCUUGCAGAGCUGCUGCAUGCCCUGUGCUGCAGUUCCCCCCAGCCCUAGGGGCACAUUUCCAAAGCUCUCCCUUCUAUCUCAACUGUGCCCUUAGAAUCAUGGAAUCAAAGCUUGGGUUGGAUGGGAUCUCAAGGAUCAUCAACCUCCAUCCCCCCAUCCCACAUCCAGGGCUGCUGACCUCUAUAUCUAACAGCAGAAUGAGCUGCCCAGGGCCCCAUCCAACCUGGCCUUGAUCACCUCCAGGGACAGAGCAUCCUCAUUUUACAUAACGAGUUGUGAUGAAGUAUCACAUUUCAGAGAGAAAAAACAAAACACCCUCACUUCAUAAGCAAAUAUCUCUCAUGUGUUGUCUGGGGAGGAGCUGUUUCUUCUUUGCCAUCACACACACACACACACACACACACUCACUGUCAUUUUUCUCUCUUUCAUGUUAAAGACAUUUUUCAGGGACAGAAAGUUAUUUUUCCAGCACUGUGCCAGACCUCCCGCCCACACUGCACUAAUGUGCCUAUAAAUACGUUCCUUUCCAUGGCUGUGUCAUUCUGACAGGCUCUGUAUUUAUUAUCAUCAUUCAGAUUUUCUUACCGUCUCGGCUAUUCCCCAAAUAAAGCUCACCAACUUAAAAAGG